AUGUAUGGACUUAAACAACUUGCUCUAUUGAGCUUCAUGCUCCUUUCGGUUUCUGCGACUAAAGACUCAAAACAUACAAUGGUCUGGACCUAUUAUAUGGUUGGCAUCGAAACCACCGAUAUCAGCAAGGGCAUGGAUGUGCUGCUGGAUGAAUGCCACGAAGUCGAGCAAGAUGAGGUUCUCACCGUCGCCGUCAAAAAGUACUGCCGAGUUUUCACUGGCCCCGAAUGUACCGGUCGGAACUCAUUGCUUUCGCCUGGUGACCAUUCACAUGAUGAUCCAGUACCCAUUGGAUCCAUUUACUGCCACUCAAAGCGUCCCUACUAG
Molecule: messenger RNA, 327 nt
Organism: Penicillium odoratum
Lineage: Eukaryota; Fungi; Ascomycota; Eurotiomycetes; Eurotiales; Aspergillaceae
Exons: 4
Coding region: 1-327 (108 amino acids)
Source: RefSeq, a predicted model, not a curated record